AGACAGCAUGCACUUGUUGUCAGGCACUCAACGGGCAUCCUGCCGCCAAAGCGCACUUGGAUGGCUCCGGGCGACGCGUCAAGUUGCGCCCGGCCAGCCAAUGUUAAGGAAUAGCCCAAUUUACUCAAUAGCUUCCCUCGCGCUCGGCAUUUCGGCGCGAGGGAAUGUCUCCGUUUCCAGGAGCUCGCGACUGCUUGCAGUUGUGGCUGAAGCCCCCCCAGCCACAGAGGCUCCUCCAUCCAGCCCGAUAAAGCGCUCUGUCUUUUUGGAGCUGAAGUCCAGCGAUGAAUCGGACCAGCUUUUGCGCAUUCGUCACAGUUGUGCCCAUAUCAUGGCUAUGGCGGUGCAGCGGCUGUACAAGGGAGUGCAGGUGACCAUAGGGCCCUGGACCGACCGCGGCUUCUUCUACGACUUCCACUGGCCCGCUGACAGCCCCAUCACGGACAAGGACCUGAAGCGCAUCAAGAAGGAGAUGGCGCGGAUCAUGCGGGCGGACCUGCCCUUCGUGCGGGAGGAGGUAUCCGCUUCUGAGGCUGAGGCGCGCAUCCGGGCGGCCGGGGAGCCGUACAAGCUGGAGAUCCUGCAGUCGAUCCUGCAGCGCGACAGCACCGCCCCCAUCACCAUCUACCACAUCGGCCAGCCGACAACAGCAGCAGCAGCACCCGCCGCGGAGGGCCUCCCCGCUGCCGCCUCCCCUGCCGCCGCCUCCUCCUCCCCUGCUGCCGCCUCCUCCUCCCCUGCUGCUGCUGUUGCUACUUCGGUUGGCGUGGCGCCUUGGUGGGACCUGUGCGCGGGUCCGCACGUGGCUCGAACCGGGGACAUCGACCCGGAUGCGGUGGAGCUGGAGAGCAUUGCGGGCGCCUACUGGCGGGGCGACGAGAAGAACGCCAUGCUGACCCGCAUCUACGGCACCGCCUGGGAGACACCCGAGCAGCUGACAGCGUACAAGCAACUCAAGGAGGAGGCGGCCAAACGCGACCACCGCAAACUGGGUGCCGAGCUGAACCUGUUUAGCAUCCAAGAGGACAGCGGUAAGUAGCAGGAAGGCAGGAGGGGGUAAAGUGAAACGCAGGUGCCGCAGUUCCCCCUGCCCGACUUGCAACGCUCGGGAAGGGAUGGAGGUCGGGAAGGGGACCGGAGAAGGGGAGGUGUGAUUGACAAAACUGGCCGCGAGGUGCGUUGGAUCGACUGAACCGCGUAACGAUAUCGACUUGUCCAAGGAGAGAUGCACUGUCGCAAGGCGGCGGUCUGGUGUACUGGCACCCCGCGGGCGCCAUGGUACGGCACCUGAUUGAGGGUUUCUGGAAGGAGCUGCACCUGGCUCGGGGCUACCAGCUGGUAUACUCGCCGCACAUUGCAAAGACCGACCUGUGGCGCACCUCGGGCCAUCUGGACUUCUACCGGGAGAACAUGUACGACCAAAUGCAGGUGGAGGACGAGUCCUACCAGCUGCGCCCCAUGAACUGCCCCUUCCACAUCUCCGUAUACAAGGACGCGCCGCACUCGUACCGCGACCUGCCGCUCAGGCUGGCGGAGCUGGGGACGGUGUACCGCUACGAGCGCACGGGUGCCCUGCACGGUCUGUUCCGGGUCCGCGGCUUCACGCAGGAUGAUGCACACAUCUUCUGCCUGCCUAGCCAGAUUACCUCGGAGAUCAAGGGCGUGCUGGACCUGGUGGAGGAGACGCUGGGGACGUUUGGGUUCACGGAGUACGAGGUGAACCUGUCCACCCGCCCGGAGAAGUCGGUGGGCGAUGACGCCAUCUGGCAGACCGCGGAGGGGGCUCUGGUGGAGGCGCUGGGGGCCAAGGGCUGGGCGUACCAGGUUGACGCUGGCGGCGGCGCCUUCUACGGCCCCAAGAUCGACAUCAAGAUCCGGGACGCCAUCGGCCGCAAGUGGCAGUGCUCCACCAUACAGCUGGACUUCAACCUGCCGGAGAGGUUCGACAUGCACUACACGGACGCCUCCGCCUGCAAGCAGCGACCCAUCAUGAUCCACCGAGCCAUCUUCGGCUCCCUGGAGCGCUUCUUCGGCAUCCUCAUCGAGAACUACAUGGGCGCAUUCCCGCUGUGGCUGGCACCCGUGCAGGUCCGCCUGCUGCCUGUGAACGACUCGGUUGCCGAGUACGCGCAGCGGGUGGCUGCUGACAUGCGGCGGUCGGGCAUUCGGGCGGAGGUGACUGGGCAGGCGUCCAUCGGCAAACUCAUCCGCAACGCCGAGAAGGCCAAGACCCCGGUGAUCUGCGUGGUGGGCGCCAAGGAGGUGGAGGGCGGCAGUCUCAGUGUGCGGCUGUACGGAGGGCAGGAGCUGGGGGCGAUACCCACACAGGACGUCAUCAGCCGCAUCCUGAGGGCCACUGCGACCAAGAGCAGCGCCUUCUGAAGGGGGGUGGGUAAAGAGGAAACAACUAACUGACUGAAGGGGGGUGGGGGUGAGGGCGCAUGGAGGUGUCUGCGGGUGUGUGGACACCUGGAGGGUGACGGCUGGAGGGAGGCCCUCGGGGGGCGGUGCCACUCCGGAAGGAGUGGAGGGUGCCUUGCUAGCUGGCAUGUGACGUCGUGAGGCGUUGCUAGCGCCGCUGUGGAGAGGCCCUUGAGGAGGCAGGGGUGCAGGGGGGGGAGCUGGGCUGGUGUGUGUGAUUUGGUAACAGAGCGCAAAGAGUGAGGUUACCAUGGUUUGCUGUGUGUUGAAUGGGGGGUGGUGGAAGUUCCGCGCUAGGGGUUCGCUCUGUGGUGCGAAGGCGCGUGGCAGGCAGGUGGGAGGUGACAUGGGAGGGGUGACGGUGGUGGUGGCGGAGAGCAUGUUGGAGGAAAGGUGAUACAACAUGUGUAUGUAUGUAGCAUUGUAGCAUUGGAGCUGGGGCUCAGGAACUCAAAUAGGGGAGAAGGAGAAGGGAGGAAUGAGUGCGAUUCGAGCGCUUGGGGUCGAGGGAGGUACGAUGAGUGGACCGUUCCUUGGGGGAAACAUAGCUGUCAGUGGGGAAAUGCAGCGGGGCAAAUGUGUGUGUAUUGAAGGUGGGUCGUGUGCUCUGUUGUCAUGUUCUAUGAGGACAGACACACGCCUCCUGGGCGGGGGAGUGACACCGGCGGGUGUGUUAGGAGGAUCUCGCCCUCCUGGAUUCCGACCGUUCGAGUCCCAAGCUUGUACCGGGUUAACUUUGGUCGGACUGAGCUCAGAUCAGCUCUGGGGCUGCUGGCUUGAUCAUCCUCGCUGGCGUCUGGUUUCCAGUCGCCAUCCGGUCAUCUGCGCACGUGCGGGGGCUGGCACCUGCAUUGCCGUACCGGUACCUCGCACGACAUGAGAGCACCCGCUAUGCAAGGGUGGAACCACAACUGGUUUCCCACGUAUAUAUUUACGGGUUUGGUAUGCCAGACAACUGGGCUUUACUUGCACUUCUAACGCACCUUUCCAAACCCACCCAAGGAGCGUUCAGCUGACUUGCACCCUCUACACAAUUGAACCCCGGGACUACUAGUCUCAGCGAAGAAGCUAGCAGCUUCAGGAGGACAACUGAGUAAAGCAGCCUUGGCAUUCACGGGC
This is a messenger RNA of Astrephomene gubernaculifera, 3540 nucleotides long. Lineage: Eukaryota; Viridiplantae; Chlorophyta; Chlorophyceae; Chlamydomonadales; Astrephomenaceae. The record is from the annotation of a GenBank genome assembly.